AUGCAAGGGCGCAAUGUGGCGUACUUCCACAACGAGGAAAUCGGCAAAUUUUACUACUACAAGGACCACCCCAUGAAGCCCAAGCGGAUGGCCAUGACCCACUCGCUCAUCGAGAGCUUCGACAUCUACCGCAAGCUGGACGUCUACCGCUCCCGCAAGGCCGACAAGCAGGAACUGCUUCGCUUCCACCACCCCGAAUACAUCAACUACCUCGAGAACUACGUCUGCAAAGACGUCCUCACCAGCCACGGCUUCGCAUACACCAACGACAUGAUGCUCAAGUCCGAAGAAGAACGCAAGUUCCUCAUCAACUCCAACAAGCUCAAGAGCCAGUUUUCGAUGAACGAAACCGGGGACUGUCCGGGCUUCGCCGGACUUUACGAGUUCUGCCAGCUGUCGUGCGGAGGGUCGAUCGAUGCUUCCCAGCUUUUGCUGAGAGGCGAUGCGGGGAUAGCGGUGAACUGGGGAGGAGGACUGCACCACGCGAAGAAGUGCGAGGCGAGUGGAUUCUGCUACACCAACGACAUCGUGCUGGCCAUCCUGGAGAUGCUCAAGUACUACCCGCGAGUGCUUUAUCUCGAUGUUGAUGUGCACCACGGCGACGGAGUGGAGGAGGCAUUUUACCUAACCGACAGAGUGAUGACUGUUUCCUUCCAUCAGUACGGAGACGACUUCUUCCCAGGCACCGGCAGCAUAGACUCCGUCGGAGAGGGCAAGGGCAAAUACUACUCCGUCAACGUCCCGCUCAAGGUCGGAAUCGACGACGACACCUACCAGGAACUGUUCAAGACAGUCAUGGACGAAGUCAUGGCCAAGUUCAUGCCCAGCGCUGUCAUCCUCCAGCUGGGCGGCGACAGCAUCGCCUACGACGUGCUCGGCAGGCUCAACCUCAGCAUCAAGGGACACGGCGAGUGCGUAAAGAAAAUGAUGACCUAUGGCGUUCCCCUGAUGCUGCUCGGCGGAGGAGGUUACACCGUGCACAACGUGGCUCGGCUGUGGGCGUACGAGACGGGCCUAGCAGUGGGGGAAGAGCUCGACGGCUACAUCCCCAAGACUGAUCGCUUCUACGACGCUUACCAGCCGGACAGCAAGCUGCACUUCACGGUGAAGCCGACCAAGAACAAGAACACUCCGGAAUACCUAAACUAGGUGCGCGAGAAGACCUUCGAGCACCUGCGGAUGCUGGAGACGAGUCCGGGCGUGCCCUUCCACAACGUGCCAGUGGUGGCGUUCGCGCCUGAAAACAUCAUGGAGAGCGAAGACAAGUACCUGAGCAGCCUCCUCAGCAGGAGAGAUUAG
Messenger RNA from Nymphaea colorata (pocket water lily), 1299 nucleotides. RefSeq lists its product as uncharacterized. The transcript has a single exon. Gene Ontology annotation, molecular function: histone deacetylase activity. The record is from RefSeq and is a predicted model, not a curated record. Lineage: Eukaryota; Viridiplantae; Streptophyta; Magnoliopsida; Nymphaeales; Nymphaeaceae.